This is a messenger RNA of Zymoseptoria tritici IPO323, 1219 nucleotides long. RefSeq lists its product as uncharacterized. NCBI's taxonomy places the organism in Eukaryota, Fungi, Ascomycota, Dothideomycetes, Mycosphaerellales, Mycosphaerellaceae. Bases 236 to 1219 code for a protein of 327 amino acids. The transcript is spliced from 6 exons. The record is from RefSeq and is a predicted model, not a curated record.
GAGGACUGCACGCACACUCAACCGCUCGAGUAUCUGUACGUCCGCAGUGUGCUCCUCGUUCCUCACCACCGCGACAUCUCUACCGCGAUCCUGCACUUGCACUUGACCGCCUCGCACCGAUGAGGCGAUGAGCCUCGCCCGCCAUCUCUGCCAAAAGUUCUCGGAUCUGGACUCGAGCUCAAGAGCAACCUCACGCAUGUCAUAACCUCACUGCGUCCACCAUCUCGCCGCCGCCAUGACUCUCGAUGUCUCCAAGCCAGCCACUGUGGAUGGGGUCAUGAUUGAGGCAUGGGCGCAGGGUUUUAUGUGCGGGAGUUUGAUCGUCAUGGCUUGCGUUGCCAUCGCGAAUAUGCGAAAACGUACGCUACUGCACAAAUUGAUUGUCAUUGAGCUGCUGUUUGGAACCUUUCAUGGCACAUUUAUCUUUACCAAUCCACCUGUCUACAAUUGGUAUUUGAGCGUGACGGCAAUAUUCCUCAACAUCAGCUGGUCUUUGCACAACCUGAUCGCCUGGAUAAAGAACAAGCCAUUCUUGGGCAAGAAAGCGAGUAGGUUCUACAUCGGCACCGUGAUCCUGGUGCAGCCAUACUGGGUCUUGGAGAUCACCGCGAACUUCCUCUACUUCAGCGGCAGAAGCGACCUGUUCCGCUACACCCGCCCGUACGAAGCCCUCUUCCGCGAUCCAUGGUGGAUCUUCACAACCGUGAACCUCCUAUGGAACAUCAAAUCUCGAUACGAAUUCGGCUAUGGAGAGCUCAUCCGAGUAUCUCCUCGAUUUGGCAUCAUGCUCGGCGCCAUGCUUAUGAGUCUCGCGUUCAUCAUCGUCGAUAUCCUCGCCGUUACUCGCGUGAUUCCCACCUCCGGCCUACCCAACGGCAUCAAUCCAUUCUGGAAACUGGCGUUUGUCUUUAAAUGCUUGUCGGACACCAUGGUCCUGGACGACUUCAAGACUGCGCUGGAUCGCCUGAAACAGUACAAGAUGGAGCGAAUGGGUAGUGUUUUGAGCGAUGGAUUGAGAGGAGAGUUUGUCGAUGUGGAGGCGGCGAGGAAGCAGAAGGCGGAGGGUCAACUGCAGCCGCUGCCGGUGGACUCUGUCCAUGUCAGGGACUGGUCCUGUCCUAUUAAGGGUAGCGACGCCGAGUUCCUUGAUUUGGAGUCGGCUUUGAGGAUAGGUCCCGGGCCGAGGGGAGAGUCUUCUGGAUCUAGUGCGCCCGGUUGA